AUGAAUUCAAAAAUUAAAGGUAUAACGGAUGAUAUAACAUCAAUUCCACCAGAAGAACAAAGAUAUUACGCAUUCAAUGCAUUUCCUAAAGUUUUGAAGAUUGGAAGAUUUAAUUUAAAUGAGGAAUUCAUAAAAGGUUUCCUAAAUGACAUAAUGAAGAAAGCAGAUAAGGAAUAUGUGGAUGAAAAAGAUAAUGAAAUUAAAGAAAUGGUUGAAUGGUAUCAUGAAUGGACAUCAAAGAUUUUAAAAACUAAAGCUGAUAAGGAAUGUGUUGCUGCUGCGUUAGAGAAGAAAGCGGAUAAGGAAUAUGUUAACGAAAAAGAUAAUGAAAUUAAAAAAAGUGUUGAAUGGUAUCAUGAAUGGACAUCAAAGAUUUUAAAAACUAAAGCUGAUACAGGAUGGGUUUCAGGAUGUUUAGACCUUAAAGCGGAUAAAACAUAUGUUAACGAUGAGUUAAUGAAGAAAGCGGAUAAGGAAUAUGUUAACGAAAAAGAUAAUGAAAUUAAAGAAAGUGUUGAAUGGUAUCAUGAAUGGACAUCAAAGAUUUUAAAAACUAAAGCUGAUACAGGAUGGGUUUCAGGAUGUUUAGACCUUAAAGCGGAUAAAACAUAUGUUAACGAAAUAUACCAAAGUUUGAUAGGAACAAAAAAUAUUGAAACUAUUGUUGGCGACUUUUCUGUCAAUGAAGAAAAUAAAUAUUUUAGAUGGCAGUUUGUACACUCCUUAAAAAAUGGUAUACGGUGGAAACUCAUUCCGAAAAAUAACAAUGAAAUGUAUGUAAGUUAUAAAAAGAAUGAUGACACACAAGUUAAAGUUCCAUUAGACAACAACUGCUACUUAAACUUAUAUGGAGACGAACAAAAGAAAUAUUUAAGA
Trichomonas vaginalis G3 is the source of this 876-nucleotide messenger RNA. RefSeq names its product phage tail repeat-like family. The record is from RefSeq and is a predicted model, not a curated record. The transcript has a single exon. NCBI's taxonomy places the organism in Eukaryota, Parabasalia, Trichomonadida, Trichomonadidae. The annotation marks the transcript as partial.